Colletotrichum scovillei is the source of this 751-nucleotide messenger RNA. RefSeq lists its product as uncharacterized. Bases 59 to 751 code for a protein of 230 amino acids. The record is from RefSeq and is a predicted model, not a curated record. Lineage: Eukaryota; Fungi; Ascomycota; Sordariomycetes; Glomerellales; Glomerellaceae. The transcript has a single exon.
CUCGAAAUCAAGACAAUUCAAUAUUAUAGUCUUGGCUCAUCUUCUCCCUGUGGCAAUCAUGUUCUUUGCCAGAAGUCUAUUCCGAUCCUCCGCGACAGCGACAAGUCAGCCAGGCUCUGCCUCUCCAGAGUCUAUGCAAACUAACGGCAACCCCCAAUUUGAGGUUGUGGAUGAUGAUGCCGGCGAUGACCAUGAAAGCUUCCGAAUGGACCCUUCCAUCGAGAGUUCACGAUUUCGCACCAACUUCUAUCCAUCUUACACGAUGGUGUAUGGAUGGCCUAGCACCGGAGGCUUCUACAUGUUGCAAUGUGACGGCGUAGACCUCGAUUUCCUUGGCCUCAACCGGUUCGUCCCAACACCGCGGACCGACGACUCAGCAGACGAAGAUACCCACUGUAUCAACAUGCGCAGACUCGGCGCCAAGUUCUACAAAAGCGAUUGGGACUACUAUCUAAAGACAACUACACACGAGACUCCUCAGGAUCGUUAUCAAAAAGCCAUAAAGCUUGGCAAGGAUAACCUCUCCGCGGCUGAAGAGACUUACAAGGCCGCCGAGAAGUUCAUCGAGGUUUUUGGAUGGCCGACAACCGGUGGAGUCUGGGCAUUGAAGGUGUCCACGGACAAAGUCCACUCGUUUGGCAUUAGAAACGCCUUCACGAUGGACGAAAAGUGUCGGGCGAUGGAGAUGAUGGGGGGUGUCUUUUAUGCCGACCCAAACGAAUGCCCAGGCUUGGACCUUGUACAGUCAUAA